AUGUGGAGGGUGCACGGAAACGGCGAAGGUGUUGGGAAGAGGACUGCAGCAGCUGCGGCAAUAGAGAGAAUGGUGUGGUGUGGAUUGAGAGCACGGUAUGAAGGACACAGCACUACAACAGCGGCGGCCACAGAAUGGUGGGAAUGGACUCUGAGAGCGCGCAAGCUUCCAUUCCUGCACCACCGCACUACCAGGGCUUUCUAUCACUAUCUUCGACCCUCCACGCUGCAUCAUUCUUCCCGCGCGCUACUUUCCAAGGGCUAUUGCACUGCUACCGAAGAUUCGCCAGGAGUGUUGGUUUCUGACGCUGAAUAUGGAACCGGUCAAGCGCUGCAGCUAGGUUCCGCUGCCAAUGUGACGAACACCGAUCCUUUAAAUGGCAGAGUUAUGAUCAUCGACGCAAAGUUGCACCAUGGUCAUCUAACGCAUGCUGAUGGAAACGGAGAUUGGGUUUUAACAAUAUUUACGGCACUAUCGCUUAUAAUUGAUGUUCUGGAAUUUAUCCCCUCCCAUGUGGUGAAACGCAUCAAUUUGCGGUUCCCAGCAGCUAACUUGCAUUUCUCAGGUUCAUUGGCUUGUAAAACCACUGUCAAAUAUAAUUUUAAUAGAGAAAACCUUCUCAUUUCAGGACUUCCUUUUGGUCAUACUUAUAAUUCAUCAAAAGAAAGUUUUACUGCAAAAGGUCAGAAUUUUCGGCACAAUCUAUAUCCCGCAUACAAGAGCAACCGACCUCCAACUCCUGAUACCAUUGUGCAGGGACUUCAAUACUUAAAAGCAUCCAUUAAAGCUAUGUCCAUAAAAGUUCCAGGUGUAGAAGCAGAUGAUGUGAUUGGAACCUUAGCCUUAAGGAGCGUUGAUACUGGGUACAAGUCUGCUGAUGAUAUUGAAGUUGUAAGAGUUGUCUCCCCUGACAAAGACUUUUUUCAGAUUUUGUCCCCUUCACUAAGACUCCUUCGAAUUGCUCCACGUGGUGAUCAGAUGGUUUCAUUUGGAGUUGAGGAUUUUGCGAAUAGAUAUGGAGGUCUGAAACCAUCCCAGUUUGCAGAUAUGAUCGCACUCUCUGGGGAUAGAUCUGAUAAUAUUCCAGGAGUUAAUGGAAUUGGAGAUGUUCACGCUGUGCAAUUAAUCAGUCGAUUUGGCACAUUGGAGAGGUUGUUGGAAUCUGUUGAUCAAAUUAAAGAGGAUCGCAUUAGAAAGGUUUUCCUGACUGAUAUUAUACUUCAUGUGCAAGCAUUGUUGCGUUCUGAUCUUCCGUCGUACAUGGUACCAUUUGCCGUGAAAGAUCUCUCGUUCACUAAACCAGAGGACAACGGUAGUAGAUUCAACAGCCUUUUAACAGCUAUCAGUGCUUACGCAGAAGGGUUUUCAGCUGACCCUCUUAUCAGGAGAGCAGUUCAUUUAUGGAGAAAGUUGGAGUCAACAUGA
Molecule: messenger RNA, 1425 nt
Organism: Sphenostylis stenocarpa
Lineage: Eukaryota; Viridiplantae; Streptophyta; Magnoliopsida; Fabales; Fabaceae
Source: the annotation of a GenBank genome assembly